Messenger RNA from Loxodonta africana (African savanna elephant), 1368 nucleotides. Its product is annotated as testis-specific Y-encoded protein 3-like. Gene Ontology annotation, biological process: nucleosome assembly. The transcript is spliced from 8 exons. The record is from RefSeq and is a predicted model, not a curated record. Gene Ontology annotation, cellular component: chromatin; nucleus. Gene Ontology annotation, molecular function: histone binding; chromatin binding. Lineage: Eukaryota; Metazoa; Chordata; Mammalia; Proboscidea; Elephantidae. Bases 1 to 1368 code for a protein of 455 amino acids.
AUGAUGGGGAGAGCUCGGAAAGAGGAUGCUUCCAGCCAAAGCCAUCAACGCGAGAUUGCCUGCGAGCAGUUCUCCUGGAGAUCAGAUGUGACAGGAGGGUUUCUGGCUGCGUGGAGGCGCCCUCUGCAGGCUGGCCCCGGUAGUGCAGAGGCUGCCCUGAGUCUGAGCGAGGCAAGGGGCAGGGUCUUCACCCCCGCGGCAGCCGACCAGCCCCCAUGGCGAGUGAGGCGCGGCCUGGGGAAGGCAGGGCUGCCUGGGGAGGACAGCGGCCUGCGAAGUGGCCCUUUAAAAAGACGGUACCCGGUGUGUCCCGGGGAGCAGCCCCCGGAGAGCUGUAGCGCCAAGAUGGAGCAGGCCGCAGCUGGUGCGCAGGCGAAGGACGAGACGCCUGAGGAGGCUGCCAUCUUCCGUGGGUUGCUGGUAGAGGAGAGCGGGGCGUGGGGGGAGAAAGCGGAGGCGCAGAAGCAGGAGGUGGUCGUGGUGGAGGACAUAAUUGAGGAGGUGGAGGUCGUGACCGUGGGGGACGAGGAAGAGCAGGAACAGGCGGAGGAGCAGGAGCAGCGCGAACAGCCCCAGGCCGAGCAGGCCCAGUCUUCGCCUGGACCCUCCAGCACCCAGCGCUACCUGGAGGCCCUGCAGGCCUUGGAGGCCCUUCAAAUGGAGAUAUGGCCUGUGAACACCAAGGCCAGCAGGGCCUACUUUCGCCUGAGGAGUAAGCUGGUGCAGAGUUGUAAGCCACACCUCGGCCGCAGAAGCGCCAUCAUUCAGGGCAUCCCAGGAUUCUGGGUCAAAGCAGUUGCAAACCACCCUCAGAUGUCAGCCUUGGUCAGUGAGAAAGAUGAAGACAUGCUCAGCUACCUGAUCAAUUUGGAGGUAGAGAAUUUCAUCCAUCCCAAUAAUGGCUGCAAAAUCAUAUUUUUCUUUUGGAGGAACCCCUGUUUUCGGAAUGAAGUGAUCAUUAAGGGAUAUGACAUUACCAUCACUGGAUAUACGGCAUUUUAUUCCACUCCGAUCCAGUGGUUCCAGAAUUAUGAAUGUGAGGCUCACGGCCUCAGGCAUCAUGACACCAGCGUUAACUUCUUCACCUGGUUGUCUCUUCCCAACUUCUCAGGGUGUAACAGGAUUACUGAGAUCAUCAACAAGGACCUAUGGAUUAAUCCCCUGAAGUACGACCUGAGUGAGGGCAGAACCAGGACAGGAAUGGGGAGAGACCAGAUUCGGUCUGUUGGAGCCAGGACCUUCAGGGUGGCCUUAGGAGGACCCACGGAGAAGUGUGUGGGAAAAGUAGGGAGAGGAGGAGGCUUCCAGCAGGAAGCACUUGUCCUGUGCCACAGUCAGCACAGGAAAGUUUCUGGCUGGGUGGGGUGA